AUGUCAGACACGAAUCCUAAAACCCUCCGUCCCCUCUCCCGGUUCAUCACCACCCACGAUGCCGAAGGAAAAGCCAUCUUCUCCAAUGCCAUAUCCGAGGAAAUGCCCGUGACUCCCAUCCCGGACAGCGCCCAUUUCUCCCUGGCGUAUACAACAGAGCACUUCCCCGCCCAGUUUAACAACGACGCCGAUAUCCCCGAAUACGAAAAAUACCUGACCAACCCGCCGGGGAUUGUUAUUUCGACCGGUAGCGUCUGUCGGAUUGUGGAUGUGCAGCCGCAUGCUACGAGUCCCAUGCACCGGACUGUGUCGCUGGAUUAUGGAGUGGUGCUGGAAGGGGAGGUUGAGCUGGUGUUGGACUCGGGCGAGACGAGAUUGAUGAAGAGGGGAGAUGUUUCUAUACAACGGGGUACCAACCAUGCGUGGAAGAAUGUGACGCCUGAUGUGGAUGGGAAGGGACAAUGGGCGAGACUGUUGUUUGUGUUGAUGCCUUCGGAGCCAAUCCAGAUUGGAAGUGGAAAGUUAGAAGAAGUUGUCGAUGGGAUUGGUGUGAGGAAGAGUACAUGA
Messenger RNA from Aspergillus wentii DTO 134E9, 567 nucleotides. RefSeq names its product cupin domain-containing protein. The transcript has a single exon. Lineage: Eukaryota; Fungi; Ascomycota; Eurotiomycetes; Eurotiales; Aspergillaceae. The record is from RefSeq and is a predicted model, not a curated record. Bases 1 to 567 code for a protein of 188 amino acids.